Mesorhabditis belari is the source of this 549-nucleotide messenger RNA. The record is from the annotation of a GenBank genome assembly. NCBI's taxonomy places the organism in Eukaryota, Metazoa, Nematoda, Chromadorea, Rhabditida, Rhabditidae.
AUGUCUUACUCGUGCUCGUCAACGAUCUCCUCGUGUGAUUCGACGCCUUUGGUUUCCCCAGAUUUCCCAUCGCUUUUCCCCCAGUUAUCCCGCUCUUUUGAAACAUUUCGCGAAGAGGGAAAAACGAAGACAAAAGCGGGGAAACGUGAGAAACGUAAGUAUCGCUGCCGAGUGCGAAGCCCGGAGACAAUUGAGAGAGCGAAGAGGAAUCGAAGGGAUAAAGCAAACGCUCGUGAACGGCGCCGAAUGAACAGUCUGAACGACGCAAUGGAAAAUCUGCGCAAUUACCUCCCACAAAUGCCGGAAGAGCCAAAAAUGACCAAAAUCGAGACACUACGAGUUGCCCAAUGGUACAUCCGGAUGCUGAACAUGAUGUUGGAAGAGGGAAGUACUGCAAAUGUACAAGACAUUCAUCACUACCGUAGUCAAUUGGCGGGCAUCGAUGAAGAGAAAGACGAUCUACAAACUGAUAAAUAUUUACCGACCAAGACAGUUUUAUUCUCACUGAAUCAUGGGCAAGUGAAGUGCAAGGUGGAAAUAAAUGACAAG